UUCUGUCCGGACAGAGUCGUGGAUGCAUAGGGGAAGUCUGUGUGAGAUGGCGGUCGACUGUGGGACCGAUUAGAGCUCUGUACAGUGGCGUGUUAGUUAAUUUUUGCCUUAUCGUACGCCUGCUUGUGGCCCCAGUCAUGGAGGGCGGUAAGCCGAGCCUGGCCUUGGUCUACCAGGCGGUCCAGGCUCUGUACCACGACCCAGACCCGUCGGGGAAGGAGCGAGCUUCAGUGUGGCUAGGGGAGCUUCAGAGAUCGAUGUACGCCUGGGAAAUCUCUGAUCAACUUCUUCAGCUCAAACAAGAUGUUGAGUCCUGCUACUUUGCUGCUCAGACCAUGAAAAUGAAGAUCCAGACGUCAUUCUUUGAACUCCCACCUGAGACCCACAAUGCCCUGCGUGACUCACUUCUAACCCAUAUCCAAAGUCUGAAAGACCUGUCACCGAUCAUUGUCACCCAGCUGGCCUUAGCCAUUGCAGAUCUUGCUCUUCAGAUGGCUACAUGGAAAGGAUGUGUUCAUACACUAAUAGAAAAGUACAACAACGACAUCAGCUCAAUGCCCUUUCUGAUAGAGAUUCUCACUGUGCUUCCUGAGGAAGUCCACAGUCGCUCUUUAAGAAUUGGAGCAAACCGUCGGACGGAGAUUAUUGAAGAUUUAGCUUAUUAUUCAAGCACAGUUGUAACUUUGCUGACUUCCUGUGUGGAGAAGAGUGGUGAUGAUGAGAAACUGUUAAUCAAAGUGUUUCGUUGCUUGGGAAGCUGGUUUAACCUCGGUGUUCUUGAUAGCAACUUUAUGGCCUCUAAUCAACUGUUGAUGGUGCUCUUCCAAGUGCUGCAGAGGGAUGAGACCUCGACUAACCUCCAUGAAGCAGCGUCCGAUUGUGUUUGUUCUGCUCUCUACGCCAUAGAGAAUGUGGACACCAACAUGGCUCUUGCGCUACAGCUUUUUCAAGGUGUUCUUACUCUAGAAACGGCCUAUCACAUGGCAGUGGCCAGAGAAGAUCUGGACAAGGUAUUGAACUACUGCAGAAUCUUUACAGAACUUUGUGAAACAUUUUUGGAAACAACUGUCAGGAGUCCUGGUCAGGGAAUGGGGGAUCUUAGGACCUUGGAACUACUGUUGAUUUGUGCAGGACACCCACAGUAUGAGGUGGUGGAGAUCUCCUUUAACUUUUGGUACCGUCUUGGAGAACAUCUAUAUAAGAUCAAUGAUGUGGCCCUUCACAGUAUUUUUAGGCCUUAUAUUCAGAGAUUGUUGCACUGUUUAGCUCGACACUGUCAGCUGGACCCUGAUCAUGAAGGAAUCCCAGAAGACACGGAUGACUUUGGAGAGUUCAGAAUGAGGGUCUCUGAUUUAGUUAAAGAUGUUAUUUUUCUUGUGGGCUCCAUGGAAUGCUUUGCACAGUUAUAUUCCACACUAAAACAAGGGAAUCCACCUUGGGAAGUAACUGAGGCUGUUCUUUUCAUAAUGGCUUCAAUUGCCAAAAGUGUAGAUCCUGAAAACAACCCUACUUUGACAGAGGUUCUUGAGCAAGUAGUAUUGCUUCCAGAAAAUGUGCAUAUGGCAGUUCGAUAUACUAGCAUAGAGCUGGUUGGAGAAAUGAGUGAAGUGGUGGACAGGAACCCCCGUUUUCUUGAUUCAGUUUUAAACUACCUUAUGAAAGGUCUAAGAGAAAAACCUCUAGCCUCAGCUGCAGCCAAGGCAAUCCACAAUAUCUGCUCUGUGUGCAGAGAUCACAUGGCUCAACACUUCCAAGGACUGCUGGAAAUAGCACGUUCUCUUGACUCUUUUGCUCUGUCAACAGAAGCUGCAGUUGGCCUGCUCAAGGGUACUGCACUUGUUCUGGCUCGUCUUCCAUUAGAGAAAAUUGCUGAGUGUCUCAGUGACUUAUGCACUGUUCAGGUUAUGGCGCUGAAAAAGCUUCUAGUAGAAGGAUCAGCCAAUGGUAAAUCAGCAGACCCUACUGUAUGGCUAGAUAGACUUGCUGUUAUUUUCAGACACACAAACCCUAUAGUGGAAAAUGGGCAAACACAUCCCUGUCAGAAAGUUAUCCAGGAGAUCUGGCCUGUUCUGUCAGAAACUCUAAACACUCAUCAGGCUGAUAAUAGAAUAGUGGAGCGAUGCUGUCGCUGUCUUCGAUUUGCUGUGCGAUGUGUUGGAAAGGGUUCUGCAUCUCUGUUGCAACCUCUUGUCACCCAGAUGGUGAGCGUGUACCAAGUGCAUCCGCACUCGUGUUUCCUGUACCUUGGAAGCAUCCUGGUGGAUGAAUAUGGAAUGGAGGAGGGAUGCAGACAGGGUUUACUUGAUAUGCUGCAGGCUCUGUGUAUGCCAACAUUUCAGCUAUUGGAACAGCCUAAUGGUUUGAGAAAUCACCCCGAUACUGUAGACGAUCUGUUCAGACUGGCUACAAGGUUUGUCCAGCGAAGUCCUGUCACUUUACUAAGUAGUAGUAUCGUGGUCCACAUUAUUCAGUGUGCCAUUGCAGCCACUUCCUUGGAUCACAGAGAUGCUAACUGCAGUGUCAUGAAGUUUGUUCGAGACUUCGUACAUAGUGGAGUUGCAAAGGAUCAUGAAGAAGAUUUUGAAGUGAGGAAGCAGCUGAUUGGUCAGGCUAUGGAGCAGCAUGGUCAGCAGCUGGUCACUCAGCUGGUGCACUCGUGUUGUUUCUGUCUACCCCCAUACACACUGCCAGACGUCGCAGAAGUGCUAUGGGAAAUCAUGUUUUUUGACCGACCGACUUUCUGUCGUUGGCUAGAAAAUGCUCUGAAGGGUUUACCGAAAGAGACAGCAGGAGGAGCUGUAACGGUCACGCACAAGCAACUUACUGAUUUCCAUAAACAAGUCACCAGUGCUGAGGAAUGUAAACAGGUGUGCUGGGCCAUCAGAGAGUUCACCCGGCUCUUUCGAUAGCUGUGUGAAUAACAUCAGGUUAUUUUUCCGUUUGCUGACAUUAAGUGAGCAAUUCUGCUAAAGCAGAGGAGAAACCCAAAGGGACCCAGUCACAAGGGAGGCUGGACAUUGAAUGUGACAUCAAUGAAUCGCUCUCAAAUGGACUAAUGGGUGAUGAUCAGCCCCCUGUACCCACUAACACCACCUCCCGCUCAAGCCUCAACUGCAGCAGGCGCUUGGGUGGGUUGGACUUAAAGUCGACACGGUUAAGUUCAGUGGGCAGAGAACUGAUUAAACAGGAUGUGCCUGUCUACAGUUUUUAAAAAAAAUAGAUGAUUUAUUUUUGUCUUAUAAACUUGUCAAGUUGCUUAUGUUGUGCCAUACAAAAGAGCCAAAUCAAUCCCCUAAUGCUCUUUGGCUAAUCAGGUGAUGUUCACCUGGAGAGAUGAAAAUCCCAGAAAAGGCUCACUGUUGGUUCGGCAUCACCUUUGACCUUUUUAAAGUUGUCUUAUUUUAAUUUUAUCACAAAGUUAAGCCGUGACAGGGUGAAAUCUAGAAAAUAACAUCACUGGUGAUUUAAUCUUGUUAUCAACAAUAAAACAAGUAAAACAAGA
Periophthalmus magnuspinnatus is the source of this 3502-nucleotide messenger RNA. RefSeq names its product transportin 3 (gene tnpo3). Gene Ontology annotation, molecular function: small GTPase binding. The transcript is spliced from 23 exons. Lineage: Eukaryota; Metazoa; Chordata; Actinopteri; Gobiiformes; Gobiidae. The record is from RefSeq and is a predicted model, not a curated record. Bases 138 to 2909 code for a protein of 923 amino acids. Gene Ontology annotation, biological process: protein import into nucleus. Gene Ontology annotation, cellular component: cytoplasm; nuclear membrane.